UCUCUUCUUAAUCUCAACCGUCCAUAUUCACCCUCUCUCUCAUCUCCCAUUUCUCUCUUCCCUCCAAUUCCCAUCCCCACUUCCUGCACACUUUUCUUCACUUCUUUGUAGAUCUGCGGCGGAGGCGGAGACGGUGACGGUGACACUGACGACUUCAUGGCGGCUCUGCCAUCCUCUUCUGCGUUACCGGAUUCUUCGUCUUCCAGACACCACACUUACAGUAGGAAGCAGAAAUCCCUCGGUCUUUUGUGCUCAAAUUUUUUGAGCUUGUAUAACCAUGAUGAAGUUCACUCGAUUGGGCUUGAUGAUGCUGCAUCGCGAUUAGGUGUGGAAAGGCGGCGGAUCUAUGAUAUUGUGAAUGUCUUGGAGAGCGUCGGGGUUCUCUCCAGAAAGGCGAAAAAUCAGUACAGUUGGAAUGGGUUUGGGGCAAUUCCAAAGGCCUUGCAAGAUCUUAAGGAGGAAGGGUUGAAGGAUAAUUGCAGCGCAUCUGAUGGCACCGAUUAUGCAAAAGUCUCAGAUGAUGAAGAUGACGAUGAAAGACUUUCCAAUCCAACCGGAAGCCAAAACUCAACUGCCACCAUGCCCAAAUCUUCAUCAUCUUUAAAAGCCGCUUAUGCAGACAAUAGGAGGGAAAAAUCAUUGGCGCUUCUGACUCAAAAUUUUGUUAAGCUAUUUAUUUGCAGUCAUGUGAAUAUGAUUUCCCUUGAUGAAGCUGCGAGGCUCUUAUUAGGAGAUGGCCACAAUUCAUCAAUAAUGAGAACAAAAGUGAGGCGGCUAUACGACAUUGCAAAUGUUCUGUCUUCUAUGAAUCUAAUUGAGAAGACGCAUACAACUGACACGAGAAAGCCAGCGUUUAGGUGGUUGGGAGUAAGGGGUAAGGUCAAGAAUGAGCCUAUUGUUCUUCCAGAGUCGAAAAAAAGGGCAUUUGGAACAGACGUAACGAAUGUCAGUUAUAAGAAAACUAAGACCGAAAAUUCAGCCUAUCCGAGUUUAAAUCAUUGCCUUAACAUGCAAAAGCCAGUGCCAUGCGAGAAUUCAUCACAAGAUGACAGCCAGAACAGUCAGGAUCAGGAAUGUGAGCGAACUUCCAAGAGCUAUCAAUUUGGACCAUUUGCUCCUGUAACAGUAGCUAAAGUUGGUGUCUUAGACAAUAACAACGUGAAGCGAACUCACGAUUGGGAAAGCCUUUCCUCGACAUUCCGCCCUCAAUAUCACAACCAAGCCUUAAAAGAACUUUUCUCCCAUUACGUGGAAGCUUGGAAAUCAUGGUAUUCUGAAGCAGUGAAGAAACCUAUACAAAUAUCUUGAUCCGCUUUGUUUCGGCCCGAAAUAGUUAAUAAGUUUAGCUCGAUUAAGCGCAGUUUCUACUGCCAUUAGUCAAGAAAAUUAGACCUUUUCUUGGUUGCAUUUUCUUAAUGCACCAUCCCAAGAAGGGUUCAUCUUGGAAAGUGGAAAACAUUUCCAAUAGGUUCAUGUUUGUUUGUAUUAUUCUGAAAACAAGCCUAACAUAGUUAUUUAUUUAUUUUCUCCAUUCUUUAGUGUCUCAUCAUCUUCUUAUUUUAUUGUAGCUAUCCCUUUCCCCGACAGUGUGUUCAAUGAAAUUGGCGACAUCGCCUUCGUUGA
Molecule: messenger RNA, 1623 nt
Organism: Cucurbita pepo subsp. pepo (vegetable marrow)
Lineage: Eukaryota; Viridiplantae; Streptophyta; Magnoliopsida; Cucurbitales; Cucurbitaceae
Product: E2F transcription factor-like E2FE
Biological process (GO): regulation of transcription by RNA polymerase II
Cellular component (GO): RNA polymerase II transcription regulator complex
Molecular function (GO): RNA polymerase II cis-regulatory region sequence-specific DNA binding; DNA-binding transcription factor activity, RNA polymerase II-specific
Source: RefSeq, a predicted model, not a curated record